AGCAACUUGUUUCUCUCUCUAGAUUUCUCAAUGUAUCUAACCUUUUAACAUCAUCAUGCGUUUCAUCGAAAUCCGAUUUCUUUAUUGAGAAAUAGUCGUUUCAUUUUCAUCUUUUUCCGAGAAAUUAAAUUCGAAUUCUCCACGAAAUGGCAUCUGGGUUCUCCGGCGGAGGUGGGCCGGAUUUUUUCGCCGGCGGAGGAAGAUCCAUGAACUCCGGUAGCAAUAACAGCAAUAGCAACAACCCUCCGUUGUCUCAGCAGUCGUACAGGAACCAGCUCCCGGGGAUUUUCCACGAUCAGAUCGGAAACAGAAACUCCGGCGUUCAUGGGUUCGCGGGAAAACGCACUCUGGCUGAUUUUCAGGCGGCGGCACAAACGCAAACGCAGUUCCAGAAUCUGGCGGCUCUCAACGCGCUUCUUCUACGCUCCGUGAAGCCGAGAACUUUCCAGAACCUUCCGUCGCCGAUUUCGCCGUUGCCGUCGCAGUUCGAUCUCAGUGCGAAUGAUAUAAAUAUGUUGGGUGGUUCGUCGUCUUCGAUUCAGCGAUUUGGGUUACCGAUUCUUCCGCAUCUCAGGUCAAAUCAUCUUCCUCAGAUGUCGCAACCAGGUUUGGGACUAUGUUGUGGAGGCCGAAUGGGAUUCGGUCCGGAUAAUACGGCGUUGCAGGGUGUUUCGUGUGCUGACCCGGUUCAAAACCGGGCUCAGCCGGAUUCGGACUCGGAGAAGAUGAUGAGCAGGCUGAAGGAGCUUGAGAAACGGCUUUUGGAUGAUGACGGCGACGUACAAGGUGAUGAUGCUGUCUCAGUUAUUACCAAUGCGAACAGCGAGUGGUCGGAGACAAUACAGAGCCUGGUGAGUCCGGUGAUGAGCCCGAACCCGACUCCAACCACGAAUCUGAACUCAAACCCGGUUUCGUCUUCUCCGAGUUCGUCUUCUUCGUCUUCUUCGUCUUCGCCUUCUGCAGCUUCGCCCAUUUCUCUCUACUCGAGGCAAACAAUAAUGGAGGUCGCGACUGCCAUCUCCGAAGGCAAAACGGACAUAGCGGCGGAGAUCCUCGCGCGUGUUUCUCAAACGCUGAAUCCGAAGGGGAAUUCCGAACAGAAGCUCAUGGAGUUCAUGUUAUUGGCGCUUAGAACGCGGCUUAACACUGUCGAGAACCCGUCUCCGGUGUCGGUACUUUACGGAAAUGAGCAUCUUGGCUCGACCCAGUUGCUCUAUGAGUUGUCUCCUUGUUUCAAGCUCGGUUUCAUGGCCGCUAAUCUCGCAAUCCUCGAAGCGACGCUUGACGACGGGCAUCUCCACGUCGUCGAUUUCGACGUCGGAGAAGGCGGACAGUACGUGAACCUCCUCCACGUGCUCUCCACGCGCCGAAACGGCAUAGCUCCGCCUCCGGGGGUUAAGAUCACCGCCGUGUUGGAUUCCCACGAUGGCGCCGCCGUGUCCGGUAGUGGGGAGGAGAGGAUGAAGUCAGUCGGGGAUUUGCUGAGCCAACUCGGUGAACGACUCGGUAUCACCCUGAGUUUCAACGUGGUGUCGAGUGUGAGACUCGGCAAUCUGAGUCGCGAUCGCGAGUCACUCGGGUGCGACCCGGACGAGCCACUCGCCGUGAACCUAGCCUUCAAGCUAUUCCGAGUUCCCGAUGAGAGCGUAUGCACAGAGAACCCGAGGGACGAGCUUCUCCGGCGCGUGAAGUCACUCGCGCCGCGAGUGGUAACGCUUGUGGAGCAAGAGAUGAACGCCAACACGGCGCCGUUUCUGGCUCGCGUGAGCGAAGCGUGCGCUUAUUACGGGGCGUUACUCGACUCAGUCGAGUCGACCGUUCUGAGCUCGAACUCGAACCGAGUCAAGGUGGAGGAAGGGCUGAGUCGGAAGCUCGUGAACACGGUGGCGUGCGAGGGCGUGAGACGGGUUGAGCGGUGCGAGGUGUUCGGGAAAUGGAGGCUUCGGAUGGGUAUGGCCGGGUUCGAGUUGACGCCACUGAGUCAGACGAUCGCAGAGUCGUUGCGGAGUCGACUCAGUAACGGAAACCGAGUUCACCCGGGAUUUACCGUCAAGGAAGAUAACGGAGGGGUGUGUUUUGGUUGGAUGGGUCGGACCCUUGCUGUCGCAUCUGCUUGGCGUUAACUUUACACACUACUUUUUUUCUAUUUUAAUCUUAAUAUUAUUAUUAUAAUCAUCAAAAUAUUAAUUUUGUGAUUUUUGUUAUUGUAAUUUCAGUCGCCAAGUAUUUUAAUUUUU
Molecule: messenger RNA, 2237 nt
Organism: Tarenaya hassleriana
Lineage: Eukaryota; Viridiplantae; Streptophyta; Magnoliopsida; Brassicales; Cleomaceae
Product: scarecrow-like protein 8
Exons: 2
Coding region: 147-2123 (658 amino acids)
Biological process (GO): regulation of DNA-templated transcription
Cellular component (GO): nucleus
Molecular function (GO): sequence-specific DNA binding; DNA-binding transcription factor activity
Source: RefSeq, a predicted model, not a curated record